This is a messenger RNA of Porites evermanni, 1929 nucleotides long. The record is from the annotation of a GenBank genome assembly. Lineage: Eukaryota; Metazoa; Cnidaria; Anthozoa; Scleractinia; Poritidae.
AUGGUUGCUCAUUCCAAAAUUCUUCUGACUAAGUGUGCUCAGUUUAGAGAACAAGGUGAAUUCAUUGAUGUUUAUUUAAAAGUGGGGGAAGAGGUUUUCUCAGCUCAUCGCAUCGUGCUCGCUGCCAGUAGCGAUUAUUUCCACGCCAUGUUUGCUCAUGGAAUGAAGGAGUCGAACCAGGAAGUGAUCGAGCUCAAAGAUGAAAGCAUUUCAGCAGCUGCCUUGAAAAUCGUGUUGGAUUCCAUCUACAGCGGAGACCUUCAAGUCAGCGAUGAAAAUGUCUUUGAGGUUCUUGUCGCAGCCGAUCACCUCCAAGUUACAAGUGUUGUUCAACAGUGUUGUGAUUACCUGCAGACUCAGUUUGUUCAGGUUCGAUUUGAUGUGCAGACAUAUUGUCAAAUCUGCAUCAUUGCAAAUCGGCACGGACUGAUAGGUCUACAAGAAUCCACACAGCGCAAGAUGGCGUCAAUGUACAAGGGCGUUUGUGAGAAUGAAGAAUUCUUGUCCCAUGUUGAUGCUGAUCAGUACACUCGCCUUCUCAGCCGAGAUGACCUCAGCGCUCCUUCAGAAACAUUCGUCUUCAAAUCUGUGAUGCAGUGGAUCAAGUACAAGAAGGAAGAGAGGAUGACAGUCGCAGCUGAAGUUAUCGGAGCGGUUCGUCUGGGGUUAGUGGACAUCAGGAAAAUCAUUGAAGAACUCGACACAGAGGAGAUGAAACAAAUUCCGGAAAUAUUCAGCCUAGUUUAUGAAACACUCGUGCACAGCUAUAGUCCUUCCAACAGUUCCAAGUUUGCUUUAGAGAAGGCUAAACCGAGAUCCAUGAGCCAGGUAAUAACAAUUUUCUAAUUAACGCCACGUACGUACCGGCUUAGGUUUCUUAGGAUUAAUAAGCAAAACAAAUGAAAAAUAUAAAUAAAAGUAAUUUAUAAGGCGUCUGAUCAACACAAACUAGAUACAGAAGACAAUUAUAUCUUUGUAACUAAUACUCUCUAUUUGCUUUUUGUGUUUUAGGUUCUUAUUGCAAUUCUUCCGCAGUCUCAGAUGCAGUUUUUUGACGUCCAAUCAAAAACGUGGAAAUCUUUGCCUUCAAUGUCACAGCUGUCUGAGGCAACGGCAUGCUUUUGUGCCGAAUAUGUUGGUAAUUACAUGUAUGUAGCAGCAAAACGAGGGUAUGAUUUUGUUAAUUAUCGUUAUCAUACAGUUAAUAACACCUGGGAGACACUUCCAUCUUUUGCUGGCUUAGCCAACCAAAUCAGUUCUUUCUGCAGUGUCGACGACCAUUUAUAUGCGAUAUACCAAUCAAAUACACCUUACAGAUUCCACAUUUCUACAGAUCAGUGGCAAUGUGUAGCUAACGUAAGUGCUCAAUGUUACGUGUCCCAGAGUUCAUUUUGUAACAAGGCAGCUGUAGUUUAUAAAUCGCAUGUUUACGUUCUUCAUGGACAGGUAACCCAAUAUACCCAACCGAGAUAUGGAGUAUAUUGGGAGCCAAAGACAGCAGACGUCUUUUGUUUUGAUCCAACGAGAAAUGUAUGGGAAAAAAAGGCUUCCACAAAAUCUCAUCACUUUGGUUCUAGCCUCUUAGUAGUAAACAAUAAACUCUAUGUCGCUGGGGGAAAGUACACCAUCGAUACAUAUACUGCUGAACCAUGCGGUGGUGCUGGUUCUGUUGAAGUGUAUGAUGAGGAAAAUAACACUUGGUCUGUUGUAGACCAACCACAUAUUCCCCCAAACAAACUUGGAGCAAUAGAAGUUGAAGGGAGUGUAUAUUUCAUUAUCAACAAUUUUCCAGUAGACAGUGGAAUUAGGAUCCCAUCAGGAGAGGUGUAUCCUGUUUCGUUGGAUGAGUGGGAAAAUUUAGGGAAGGUGGCCAUAAAUGCAGUUUUGUGUCACGUGCCAGUUAAAAGGGAAAACUUAACAUCUCAAUAA